Molecule: messenger RNA, 2193 nt
Organism: Schistocerca americana (American grasshopper)
Lineage: Eukaryota; Metazoa; Arthropoda; Insecta; Orthoptera; Acrididae
Product: chondroitin sulfate N-acetylgalactosaminyltransferase 2-like
Exons: 8
Coding region: 1-1491 (496 amino acids)
Cellular component (GO): Golgi cisterna membrane
Molecular function (GO): glucuronosyl-N-acetylgalactosaminyl-proteoglycan 4-beta-N-acetylgalactosaminyltransferase activity
Source: RefSeq, a predicted model, not a curated record
AUGUCUCCACAGCGGCAGCACGAGCAGCAGCCGCAGCUGGCGCCCCCUGCAGACAGAGGGGGGCGGGCGGGGGCGGAGGGGGAGGUGCGGCGGCUGACGGCGCAGGUGCGGGACCUCGAGAGGCGCCUGCACGCGCUCACAGGCAGCCUGGAGUGGCUGUCCAGCGGCUCCCCGCGGCCUCUCAGCCUGCUGGCCCCCGGCAACACGACGGCCGCCACUGUGGCGCCGCUGCACGUGCCGCUGACUGCCGAGCAGUGCGUGGAGCAGGCGCGCCGCCACGUGUCGCAGGCCGAGCUGCUGGACAGGGGGCGCCCGCUGGCCAGCGAGUUCGAGAUGGUGGCCUUCUCGCACUUCACGCUGAGCCGCGUCUACCCCGUCGAGCUGGCGCUCGGAAAGCGCGUCGUCGAGAAGCCCAUCGGCUUCCGCAAGCUGGACCUCCUGGAGGCUCUUAUGCAGGCCCUGGAGACUCUGAACAGCAGCAGCGGCGGCGGCGGCGGCGGUGGGGAGCGCUUCUCGCUGUCGGACUUCAGCGAGGGCGUGUACCGCACCGAGCCCACGACGGGCACGCAGUACGAGCUGGUGUUCCGCGGCCCCGGUGGCGGGGGCGGGAGGCGCGUGACGCUGGCGCGGCCGCUGCUGGCGCCGCUGGUGGUGGGGGUGGAGCGGCUGGCGGCCCCCCGGGGGCGGCCCACGGUGCACGUGCUGCUGCCGCUGGCCCCCGGGCCCGCCGCGCACUUCCGCGCCUUCAUGGACAAGUUCGUGCGCAUCGCGCUCAAGAACGACCGCAGGGUGCAGCUGACGGUGGUGUUCUUCGGCGAGGAGGGUCUGGCCGACGCGCGGUCGGCCAUGUCGCGUGCGCUGUCGCUCUCACCCCGCGGCGGGCCGCCCGACCAGCUGCGGCUGCUGGCACUCAACGAGUCCUUCUCCAGGAGCCGCGGGCUGCGCGUCGCCGCCGACAGGGCCGCCGCCGCGCCCGGGGACGCGCUGCUCUUCCUCUGCGACGUCCACCUCGUCUUCAGCGCCAGGUUCCUCGACCGCUGCCGCUGGAACGCCCAGCCGGGCAAGAAGGUGUACUACCCGAUCGUGUUCAGCUUGUACAACCCGCACGUGGUGUACACCCUGCAGGGCCGGCCGCUGCCCCCGGAGGCGGAGCAGCUCGUCAUCUCCAGAGACACCGGCUUCUGGCAGGACGCAGACUUCGCCACCUCCUGCCAGUACAGGUCUGACUUCCUGAAGGCGUCCACCCCGGCGGAGGACCCACCCGGCUGGGGUGGGGAGGGCGUGUCGCUGUACCGGCGCCACGUGCGAUCGCCCGUCAAGGUGGUGCGCGCCACGGACCCCGGCAUCUUCCGCCUAUGGCACCCCAAGGAGUGCAGUCGGCGGCUGCCCGCGGAACAGCUGCGAGCCUGCCUGAGGAUGCGCGCCCUCACCGAAGCGUCGCACGCGCAGCUGGGGCUGCUCGCCUUCCGCGACGAGGCGCGCCACGCCUGACGAUGGACUACGUUUAGUGGACGAAACGUCGUCUACCUAAGAACGGGUCAUCUCACUGAAGCGUUGUGUAUCCAGCUGGGGCCACUCGUGCUCCAAACCUAAUGGUGGACUACCCCUACUACUACGUCAAAACCCUCUUCCUGUGGAAGUGCGCCCUCGCCGAAACAGAACGUUCGCAGCUCCGGCUGCUUGCCUUCCUCGACUUCAGCAAUGCUUGACGAUGUAGUACGUCCCGCGGCCGAAACUUCACCUGCCUGAAGUCGGGCGACCUUACAGAAACGACACAUGCACAACUGGCCAAAUGAUGCCUCCCCUGACGAUGAAGUCCGGUUUGCAGUAUAAAAGUUGCCUGUUUCUGUAUGUGUACUCUAAACAAAACGUCUUAUAUAGCUGGCAGUGCUGUAAGUUGUGCUACAGCUGACGUUCGACUCACAUUUCACGGCCGAAAAGUCUCCUGCCUUGGGGCGAAUGCCCUCAGCAAAACAUCACAAGUGCCGCUGAAGCAGCUCCAAUUAUACCAUGGGAUGUGCCAAAACGUCGGCUGGCGGAUGAUGCUCACCCACACACACGUUUCACGUUGUGCUUUAAAGUGAGAUCCGUCGCAUGGUCAAAACGUCUCCAUAGAAUGGCAGUGGUACAGCCACAGAGCUUCAGACCUGCGAAUCAAUGGUACUAAGUAGACUGACAGUGGCUCACCUCACA